AUGCCUGCCAUGAAAACUACACGGCCUGCUCAAAUCACAACACCUCGAGGCUCAGCGCCAGGUUUCCCCCUGAAGGACGCCGAGCAUCCGUUUGUGAUCGAUAGACCAGCAGGCUCCCCGGGGCCCGGUGGCGGCAACGUUUGUCCCGUCGUGCCCGUCGAGCAUGGAUGGCCCGGUUGUGACCGACGAGCGUUCGCAAACCUAAGCCCGAACUUCUGGCUGGGACUCUCCGGCUUCACUACCCUUGCCAGCGAAUGGUGGUUCUGGGAAUUCAUCGGCAUGGCUAGCUCUCGGAUCGGCCCGUCUACUCUCGCGGCUCAAAGUGUUAUCGUCACAAUUUCAACACUGAUGUACCAAUUUUCGGGCGGGGCGAGUCUGGCGGCCACGGGUCGAUACGGCAACCUAGUGGGAGCGGGAUGCACGCGACGGGCAGGGCACACGGUGUGGGCGGCGCUCGGAGCCGGGAUGCUCUUCGGGACGCUCACGAUGCUUGUCAUGCUCGUCUUCCGACACACCCUGGCCGGCCUGUUCAGCUCCCAAGAAGACGUCGUCGCACUUGUUGUCAAAGUAUUACCAACUGUCGCUUUGAUCCAGAUCCCAGACAGCAUUGGGAGCACGCUGGCUGGAGUAAUCAGAGGCGCUGGGAGGCCCAAGGUGGGGGCCUUGAUCAACUGCAUCGGUUACUACGUGGUGGGCCUGCCGGUCGGCAUCUUUUUGACGUUUUCUCACCUCCAACUCGGUGUCUGUGGCCUGUGGCUCGGGAUGUUGAUGGCGGUGACCUCGACAGCAAUCGCCUCUUUUUACUACGUCUUCAUUGGAUUAAUUCCCGAUCAUUGGUUGAGAGAACGGCAAAGACUAAUCAUCGAUCCCUCUAGAUCACGAUUUAAAUUCCACCAAGACCUGCCCGCAGACAUAACGGACUAUGGAACAAUCAACAGUUUGUGA
Molecule: messenger RNA, 945 nt
Organism: Puccinia triticina
Lineage: Eukaryota; Fungi; Basidiomycota; Pucciniomycetes; Pucciniales; Pucciniaceae
Exons: 7
Coding region: 1-945 (314 amino acids)
Biological process (GO): transmembrane transport
Cellular component (GO): membrane
Molecular function (GO): antiporter activity; xenobiotic transmembrane transporter activity
Source: RefSeq, a predicted model, not a curated record